Messenger RNA from Linderina pennispora, 618 nucleotides. RefSeq lists its product as uncharacterized. Bases 60 to 536 code for a protein of 158 amino acids. Lineage: Eukaryota; Fungi; Kickxellomycota; Kickxellomycetes; Kickxellales; Kickxellaceae. The transcript has a single exon. The record is from RefSeq and is a predicted model, not a curated record.
CUUUUUUUGAACCACUGCAGUACUCUGCUGGUCAAUUUUUACCGAUAGCAGUGGCUACUAUGGCUGCUGUAGAGCCAGGUGCAGCCGCAUCUGCUACACACGCGGUUGUACAGGUGACCCUCGAUCGUCGCCUGGGCAACACGAUAUUUUGGCACGAUAACGCAUGCCAAGAGGUGGGCGAUCGUCCUGGAAGGUAUCGUUGGAAAAAAGAAUGCAGCACCAUGGAGAAUCGUCACACGAAACCUGGCACCUGGUUUUAUUCUACCUACGCAUUCUUCGCUAUGCCUUGCAAGGCCACUAUAAAACAGCGCUCUUGCAACCACAGGCCACCACUUCUCCCAUCUUUCUUCAUACCAUCGAUAACUAGUCUUUUAAUUAUGAGCAGCCAAGCAUAUAGUAUUUUCAAACGCAAGGGGUCAAAGGGCUGGCACGUCUUUGACGGCCACGUGGACACCGUGGCGCAAGCUCGGAUGUAUGGCCAGCUCUGCUACACGCUGGGCUCGGAGCCACCAAGAUCACGCUCUCCACCGCCAUAGCAGACUUUGAUGAUGGCGAGUGCACUCUGUUCGACACCACCACCAUUCCCCUAUCAUUGACCGGCCAAGAGCUUCUGGUAGC